This is a messenger RNA of Podarcis muralis (Common wall lizard), 2025 nucleotides long. It is a transcript of the gene SELENOM, whose product is annotated as selenoprotein M. NCBI's taxonomy places the organism in Eukaryota, Metazoa, Chordata, Lepidosauria, Squamata, Lacertidae. Gene Ontology annotation, cellular component: endoplasmic reticulum lumen. The record is from RefSeq and is a predicted model, not a curated record. Gene Ontology annotation, molecular function: oxidoreductase activity.
GCUCCAUCAUGAGACCAAAGGUGUAAAGAAAGCAUCGGGCCUCUGAGCAUGUGCAGAGAGUAAGCAGCGCUAGUAGCACUGUGCAAGCACCCGGGUAGGGGACACUCAGGUCCUCCGAGGUGCCCCCGUCGCCGAUCCUCAUUUUCCUUUGGAGAGCCGCUAAUCCCCGAGCUCCGCCUUGCCCUGCCCAGAUGAUGCUCCUCCCUGGAGAGCCGGGCUGCGGCGGGGCGAGGCUUGCCGGCCGAGGCUCCUCCGCCUUCCCUUCGCGGGGGCUCCGCCCGAUCUGACGUGGCAGCGGCUCCAGCAAGCCGGAGGCCGCCGCGUCCGGAGCGCAGAGCGCACAGCCAAGAGCGCAGAGCGCAGCGCGCGUCGCUGGAGUGAAGGUGCCCGAUGGCACGUCCGCGCUUCGUGCUGCUGGUGGCGCUGGUGGUGCUCUCGGGAUCAGGGCUGCUCCGCGGCUACGAGCCGGACUGGCGCCGCCUGGAGGGCCUGGCGAGAGGGAAAGUGGAGAGCUGUGGGGGAUGACGGCUGAACCGCCUGCCAGAGGCGAAGGCCUUCAUCAAUGAGGACUUGCCUCUGUACCACAACCUUGACAUGAAGCACCUCGCUGGAGCAGACCCCGAACUCAUCCUGUUGAACUCGCACUACAGAGAGCUGGAGAGAAUUCCACUGAGCGAUAUGUCCCGCAAAGAAAUCAACGAGUUGGUGCAGAAGCUGGGCUUCUACCGGAAGGAGAAACCCGACUCGCCUGUCCCCAAAGAGUUCCAGCUUGCUCCUGCCCGGCCGCCCCCUGGUUCAGAAGGCGUCAAGGGAGAGCGUGCAGCAGAGAGCAAAGGGGCUGCGAGUGGAGAACUCUAGAUCUGUUGUGCUCUUAAAAACCUCAGGGGUGUCUUGUGUGCGAGUGUGUGCAAGGGUUGACAGCGUGGCUCAUGUUUUAAUACAUCCGCAAGCAUAGCUGUACCAGUGGGUGUGCAUGGUAGGAUAUGUUGUUAGUAUAUGCAGGGUUGUGUGUGCACACCUGCCAGAGGAGAGCCAAGGAAUGUGGCCUGGGCUGUAGAAUCAAUCCUUUUUUAAAAAAGAAAAAAGAAAACACAAGUUUCUAGACCUCAUGGUUGGAAAGGUGUACUUGAAAGCGUCUGGGCAGUGCCUGCUGAUAUCCUGAGAGGCCUGAAGAGGGUUGCACUAAAUGACUCUUUAGGUCCCUUUCAAAUCUACAAUUCUAUGAAGAUUUGCAGCGGUCUUGAGUGCGGAGGUCUGCUCCUCAACCCCCCAAAAUAGCAAGAUACGUAUAUGCAAAAAAUGAAUGUGCCACAUUCGCAGGAUAUGCAACCAAAUGCAACGUCCCCUUGUUGCAGAAAUUUGGAUUUCAUUCUUUAAUUUGUUCUAGAGUAAAGGGCACACACUGCCCUGUCUGUGGAACGUGAGUAAAAAGUGGUGUGGAAGAAGCUGUGAUCUAGGGUGUGGAUUCGGGGGGAAAGUGUGCUCUCCCCACUGCCUGGGGAAACAGAGCCAGACCUCCUGGACCAGAUCACCUUGAGUCCCACCUUGGUCUGCGCACCAUUUCUGUCUAGAUUCAUUCGAUCAUGCAUAGCCCAGUUGGAAAGCCUCUUUGUAUAGCUCAGCAACCGGGAACCUGUGGCCUUCCAGGUGUUGCUGGAUUCCUCUCCCCUCUCCCCCCCAACAAAGUUUUAGUUUUGCUGACUGAGAGGAGCUGGAGACCACCAACAUCCCAAGGGGGCCACAGGUUCUUCCCUCCUGCUUUCGGUUCAGACCACACUCCCUAGCUGCUGUUCCUUGCUCCGGGCCAUAAGCAAGCCUUCGUGUUUUUCUGCAGCUGUGCCCCGUCUGCAUGAGACAGGAUGAUACCCUCGGCCGAAAGCUCUUGGUGCCCAGGGUGGAUAGUCAGUGUCCCAUCAGGCUUCGGAGCACAGCGUGCUAAGGAACACGAGCUCAGUCACCCACCCUGCAAACAACAACAACCCUCUUGCAGUUGUGCCUAGAAACAGUAAAGUCUUUUACAUCCAC